Molecule: messenger RNA, 2015 nt
Organism: Poecilia latipinna (sailfin molly)
Lineage: Eukaryota; Metazoa; Chordata; Actinopteri; Cyprinodontiformes; Poeciliidae
Gene: prss16
Product: serine protease 16
Exons: 13
Coding region: 65-1606 (513 amino acids)
Biological process (GO): proteolysis
Cellular component (GO): lysosome; endosome
Molecular function (GO): dipeptidyl-peptidase activity; serine-type exopeptidase activity
Source: RefSeq, a predicted model, not a curated record
CCUUUUGAAUCCUGCAUGCAGGAGGUGUAUCCAGCUCAGUUUGAAUAUCUGAAUGUGAUCAAAGAUGCUUUUCUCUCCGGCCUGUGGCUUUGUCCUUUUCUUUCUUCUGAAUAUUGCAGAUUCUGGACGGAUUCUGUCAAAGAUUAAUCAGCAUUACCGUGAUCUCCAGGCUCGGAAACACAAAGAGUUUUUCCUGACGCUCCUUGCUAGCAAAAGUAAACCUCUUCAACAUGUGACGGAGGGCCGGGUUCACCAGCCGCUGGACCACUUCAAUCGACAAAAUGUCAAGACCUUUACUCAGAGGUUCUUCAUAAACGAGGCGUAUUGGCAGCGGCCCGAUGGUCCAGUGUUUCUCUUCAUUGGUGGAGAAGGUCCCAUUUAUAACUUUGAUGUUCUUGCAGGUCAUCAUGUUGACAUGGCUAAAGAGCACAGGGCUCUGCUGCUGGCUGUGGAGCACCGUUUCUAUGGCGACAGCAUCAAUCCUGAUGGCCUAAAAACAGAGAACCUGGCAGACCUGAGCAGCCAGCAGGCACUUGCUGACUUGGCUGUAUUUCAUCAGUACAUCAGUCAGAGCUUCAAUCUCAGCAGCAGAAACACCUGGAUCAGCUUUGGAGGCUCAUACUCAGGAUCUCUAUCCGCCUGGUUUAGAGGAAAGUUUCCAAAUCUGGUGUAUGGAGCUGUGGCUUCCUCUGCUCCUGUGAAGGCAAAGCUGGAUUUUUCUGAGUAUAGCAACGUUGUCGGCUUGGGCCUGAUGAAUGAGGCUGUUGGCGGCUCAGAGAAGUGUCUGGCUAAAGUGCGGGAGGCAUUCGUUCUUGUCGAAGCAACGCUGCUGGAUGGAAAUUUCACCAAGGUGGCCGGAGACUUCGGCUGCUGUCAGACUCCCAAAAAUCCUGAUGAUCAGAUGGAGUUGAUGCAAAACUUGGCUGACAUCAUCAUGGGAAGUGUGCAGUACAACGAAGAAGGAGUGUUGAUGUCGAUAAAGGAGCUGUGUGGUGUUAUGACCGAAACAAGUGAGGAGAAGGAGGCAGAGAUGGAGGCUUACAACCGCCUUGUGAAACUCUCACAGAUGUACCACAACACCUCUGAUGAAUCGUGUCUGGACGUUUCUCACGAGGAAACGGUAAAGAACCUGAUGGACACGUCUCACAAGAGCAGAAGAAGAGCAGAGAGACAGUGGACUUACCAGACCUGCACUGAAUUUGGCUUCUAUCAGACCUGUGAAGACACUACCUGUCCGUUCUCUGGGAUGGUAACCCUACAGGCUCAGACUAAGAUCUGUACCAAGGUGUUUGGUAUUUCCCAGCAUUCUUUGCCUUCACGCAUCGCCUUCACAAACAGUUACUACGGAGGGGACAACCCCAACACCUACAGGGUCCUGUAUGUUAAUGGUGGAGUGGACCCAUGGAAGGAGCUGUCAGUGGUUCAGGACAGCAGUGAGGAAUCUCAGACAGUUUUCAUUAAGGACACGGCACACUGUGCCGACAUGUCGAAGGAAAGACUAACAGACCGCCACUCACUCAGGAAGGGGAGGCAGGAAAUUGAGAAUCAUGUCGCCCGCUGGUUGAAGACAGCCGCCCUGGAGAAGAUGACAAAACCAGGAGCAUAAUUGUGAUCAGUGAUAUUAAAGCCAGAUCAGCUCUUAUCAUUGUUUUCUGAAACUGAGAGAAUCUGACUGCUUUCCUCCAUUUCCUCCUGUUGUGUCCAUAAUAAUCUCAGCUCUGCAGCCAGCCUCUGUGCUUGUGUGAUUUGGAUGCUGCCGUUAGCAUUUUAUGAUAUUAAAAAUAUAUAUUUUUGUGUGGUUUCUACAAGAUUCACUUGCUGCUGUUACACUAUUUCAUCACUAGGGUGUGGUGUUGCAACUUUGUAAGAAAACUCCUCUGAAAAACACCCAAUAUUAAAGUUUGGAACCGUUAAUCUGCUGUUUGUGUUUAAUGCAGUAAGCCCGUCAUGGUGGAACAUUUUGGUCAGAUUUGUUUCGUUUUUCUCCAUAAGAAAAAAUAAAAACUGAAAAUAAA